Pelobates cultripes (western spadefoot toad) is the source of this 20096-nucleotide messenger RNA. The record is from the annotation of a GenBank genome assembly. NCBI's taxonomy places the organism in Eukaryota, Metazoa, Chordata, Amphibia, Anura, Pelobatidae.
CCUUAAUAAAAGCUAUUUGUUUUAACAAAUAAAUGUAUAUGUGUGUAUUAAAGAACAGGAGAAUAAUGUUCCUAAGACAGCAGACAUUACUUUGUGAAUUUCUUCUCUUUCAGAGAAGAAACCACAGUCUGCUAAAAUAAGGCUAAUUUGCUUAUCCGACAUAAACAAAUUAGAUCUUACAGUUCCCUUUUCUUUUGGUUACCUUUUUUUAUAAUCUUUAGAUAAGAAAGAGCUAUUUCCUUUCAAAUAACAUAUAUGUGAGAACUGUUAAUCUCUUAGUCAGAUGCUGUGCAGCAGCAGUGUUUAAAGAGUUGAAGUUUUCCACAAAAUGAACGACAAACGAAUCAAUAUGUUUGUUCUGCUCGGUGCAUACAGUGUGUUUUUAAUUCAGAAUGUGAAUGCUGUGCAUUUGGAAACCAAUCAAGACGAUAUAAUUAAAGCAAUUGAAAUUGUUAAUAAACUAAUUAACGAACAAUUGGUAAGUAAUAUUUUUUAUUUUUUUUUAAUUUAGUCCUUUUUUAAUAUGUCAAAUAAUGAUUUCUUUGUGGGUUUUUCUGUUUGUCUUUAUUUUAGAAUGUGGCUCAAUGGUUUACAGUCCCGCAAGUAAUAAAGGUAAUUCAUUAUAAAUAUCUUGUUUGUUCUUGAUCUUUGAAAAUACAGAAAAUGCAUCAUUUUAUAAACUUUUUACCACUUUAAGUAUUUUGGUAGUUUGUUAAGGUUUAUUUAUCUUUGCACCAUAAUAUGUACUGUGCUUUAUUUACAGAAUCAUCAUAGCUCCCUUCUUAAUACUGUACACUUAUAAUGUUUGCCUUCCAACUUGUGAUGGGAGGGCUAUAUAUGCUAAUAAACAUAGGCUUAAAUGAGAAUAGUCAUCAGGAUUUUAAUAAUCAAAACAUAUGGGACUUUUCAAGUAAAUUGUGGAGACUGUAAAAUCCACUAUAUUCUUUAACUUACCUACGGGAUAACAGUAAAAUAUAAUUUGACACAAGUGAUUAGUUCAUGUUAUAUGCAUCAAAAUCUAGUACGGGAUGAGAGGGGUACCAUUCACCUAAGCAUGAUUGUGCAGAUUUUAAAAUCAUAUGUUUUACUGUUUAAAAAUAUAAGAAUAACAAAAUAUUAAAGGAGUUGGCUAUCAUCUCCAUGUAGAAGAAGAUGCAAAAAUGAUCAGUAGAAAUAACUUUUUUGAAUAGCUGAAUUUCAAUUAUUUAUGUAUUUUUUAGAAUUUGCAUGUUUUUUUUUAGAUAGCUUAAAUAGCUCUAUCUCCAGUUCUAUUAGAAGUUACAGGAAAUAAAGUCAUAGAAAGAAGUCACAUUUCAUUUAAAUGGCAUAAAUAAAUAAUUAAACUAUUUAAAGUUUAAACUAUUUUAAGUAUGCCUCUUCUCGGUCUCUGCUGUGCCUGUGACCUUCUCCUGUCUGCUGCUCGCACCCGUACAGUAAGCUCACACUUGCAGGACUUCUUGCGGGUGGCUUCUUUCCUUUGGAAUAGCCUGCCUAUGACCAUCAAGCUCUCCACUAGUCUUCAAUCAUUUAAAAAGUGCCUCAAAACCCAUAUCUUCAGGAAAGCUUAUGGCCUCCCAGUGUAACCUCUACCUCACAUACCUGUCCCUUGCUCUCUCCUCCAGCUCUGCUUCACUCCACCUUGUUCGAUUGCUACCUCCUGUCCUGUUGGGUUUUACGCCCCACCUCCUAUAGACAGUAAUUUUGUUUGAGCAGGGCCCUCUUCAACCUACAGUACCUGUAAGUUUUUGUAAUUGUCUCAUUUAUUGUUAAAUCUCCCCCUUUAAUAAUAUUGUAAAGCGCUACGGAAUAUGCUAGCGCUAUAUAAAUACCAGAAAUUAAUAAUAAAGUAUGUGUCAACUGACAAUACUUUACUUUUACAUACUGACGACACAUUUUAUUUAUGAAUGCUUUACAUAAAUAUAAAAAAGAGAAGAUUUAUUCAUUUUCAUAAGCAAAUUAAAGUAGUAAAAUAAAACAUUUAAGUCUGUCAUUUAGAGACAAUCAUGUACAGAUUGAAAACACAUUACAUGAUACUGUGUGUGCCAUUACAUGGAUAUUACCUGUUUUAAUGUUGUGACAUACCACUGUCUACUGUUUUAAAGGACAUGUGUCAUCUGAAAACUAUUUUCAAUAUAAAAAUCCUUUAAUGAAAGGUUUUGAAAGGAAGUAUAUUUUUUGUAAAUGCAGUAUAUGUUAAAAGAAGAAUGAGAAAAACCCAUCCUUACUUUUAGUUUAUGACCGGAUCCUUCAGCCAUAUACAUGCACCUUGGGUCAGACAGUGUUUGCAAACAAACAGUUAGUCUCUCCCUGAUUCGCUAUAUGCACAGAAACAGGGAAGACCAUAGAGAUUAACUGUCAGUUUUUACACACUAUCUGACCCAGGGUGCAUGUAUAUGGCUGAAGAAUAUAGUCAUACACUAAAAGUAAGGAUGGAGUUUACUUAUUUUUACUAUAUUUUUGAAUCUUAAUGAAAGGAUUAUUAUAUUAGAAAAAGAGUUUUGAGGUGACCGCUAUCCUUUAAGAAGGAAAUCCAUCUACUGAUAUCAGUACUAAUAUUAGCAAAGGGAAUUCUUAAGGGUUAGGUUAGGGUUAGUUGUAGGUGUUAGGGUUAUUUCUUUCUCCGACAUCCCCCUGUGACUCUAUUAGGUAAUUUUUUUUUUUACCUGUGACUUUUUUUCCUGGAGUCUUCUGUUAAUAUCUCCCCGGUGAUCAUUGUGCCUAUAGAAAAUUAUAUAAAACUCCACCUCUAGAUUAUCUUGAGUUUCACAGGAUUCAUCUCCAUAAUUUACUGUGAUAACUGUUUUCUUCCUUGGAAUGUUAACCAUGUAUUUAUGCAAUCUAAAUAAUAGUGAUGCAAGGUUUUAGUACAAUUGACUAACACACCAAAUAUUUAUAGAAUUAAUCAUACAUUUCUUUCUGCCUUUUAUAGAAUGUCACUUAUUAAAUGCUUGCACAUAUUUUUUAAAGUUUUAAGAUAAGUGGCACAUUUUGUCAUAUUAAUUGUUACUACAUACACCCAGAGAAGUAAGGAAUGAAUUUGAAAGAACUCGCUUUAUGAAAAGAGCGGGUGUUUACAUAAAAUGUAAUAAUAUUUCUAACACAAAGCCUUCAUUGACAUAAUAUAAAUUUUCCAUUCUUGCCUAACUGAUAAGAUAAUGAGAAUUUAAAAAAAAAAAAAAAAAGUCUUCCUCUGCUAGGUACUCUAAACACCGAAACAACUUUAGAUUAAUAAAACAGUUUUGGCAUUUUCCAUCAUAAUAUACCCAGAAAAAAAUAGAAAGAAAUGGGAACCGUGGGAAAAUUGGUGUAAAAGGGAAUAAACACCACCUCCACACUGAUCCCAUGCACCAGGAGGGCACUCCGGCAAUGCCCAAGGGCUUAACCCUAGAAACUAGCAACAGAAACAAAAAAGCAAAAAUUCACAAACUGAAUAUAAUGCUGACUGGAGAUAAAGAUGUAGUCACCAAAGCAUCCAGUGGUAUAGUAAAAGAUUGGCAGCCCUAAUAAUCAAAAGUAGACAGACGAAUAAAGUAAAAUAAAAUAAAGAAAGCCUCUCUCCUUGUGAGACUUACUAGAUAGGCAUAGAAAAAAUUUAAAUCAUAAAUCAUAACAAACUCCCAUGCCUAAGUAAGUGAGGAGAUGAAGUGAUGAAGUGCUACCUGAUAUGUAGUGACGAUAGCCAGACUUUGUCACCAACCUGGUACACAGGUGUGGCACCACGCCCUUAACAGCCUGACAUUUAAAAUGAGCAGCAGCGCUGACUGCCGAGCUGAAUGGAAGCAAACCUCAGCAGCUCCCACUGCAUACAGCGCAUAAAGCAAUCCUUUACAGCCCAAAAGGCGAUUAAUCAAGGCAAACAGGACACCAAUUGAGAGGUGCCAUCGAGCUGAGCGAGAUGACACCACCCAAGCAACAUUUUGUGCAAUGCCAAUAGACCACAUAUCGGCACAAGUGCCCUCUUUCCCCCCCCCCACCUCUGUACCGGCUGGGGUCAUCCUGGUCUACCCUCAUGAAGAGAACACACCACCAAAUUGAUCCAGGACACAAAGCCCCACGUGGCCUAACCAAGAUGGCUGGCGGCCCCGCUAAUCAUAAAGAACAACAGACACUCAAAGAAUGGGCAGCGGCCUUCAAGAAAAAAUUUGAUGCCAUCUGCAGGUGAUUUUGGGAAAGCCUGAAGAACAAGAGACAGCCGCUGACACCAGCACCGGCCAGCAACAAGAUCAAAGCACCCGAAGCACGACGGCCAGGCAGAGCUCAGCCCACAGCAAGGCGCAAGGUCGAGGCACAGCCGGGGAGGCCCCAUUCGGGCAAAACGCACAUCACUAUAUUGCCAGCCUGUUGGCCCACCUGGGAAAGGAGCUGCAUGGGGUGUGAUCCCUACACACCACUAACACCUGCAGAGGAAAGUAAGCGCAUGACAGCAACCAAGUGCGAACCUGCACAACCCCACACGGGGGAAGGAUUUGGCCCCAAGAUGGCAGCGAGUCUGUGAGACACUGGUACUGACUCCGGAAAGGUCCCAGGGCAGAAGGAGAGCCUCCUCCGGUUCACGCAGUGUGACUGCCAUAGACACACGGGACACCGAAGAGCAGUUGGGAGACUCAGCAACGUACCUACCAGCACUGCAUUCAAAGCCUCCAAAAUGGGCACCGGCUGAACUGGCGCGGACUGACUAGUUAUCCAACUCCUGGUUUAAGCCUAAUCACACUGUGAGAACUCUCUCUUGCACACUCUGAUGUUUUCUUUGUUUUUCUUUGUUUCUCUAUUUACUAGUAUAUCAUCUGAAGCCAUCUCAGUUUACCUAAUUAUAUGAUCACUAUGUACGUAUAGCCUGUAACAGAUUUGUUGCGAUGAACAUGGGAUUACUCCCAUCACACUGAUCAUAAUUGCAUAAUCCUGCCAUCAGCAUGUGAUGACAGGGUGUGGGUGGUUGUGACAGGGUGUAUGUGGGGUGUAGGGUGACACUGGGAGGGGUUGUGACAGUGUGUGUUGGGAGACAGGGUGGGUGGACAGGGUGGGUGGCUGUGAUGGUGGUGUGUGGGAAGGGCUGUGACAGGGUGGGGUGACUUUGACAAGUUGUGUGGGGCAUUGUGACAGGGUGUUAGUGGGGUGACAGGGUGGAGGUGGCUGAGGGUGUGGGGGGAGCUGUGACAGGGUGUAUGUGGGGUGACAGGGUUUGUUGGAGUUGCUGUGACUGUGUGCAGAUACAGGAUGGGGUUGGCUGUGUCAAGGUGUGUGUGGGGGUGGCUGUGAUGGUGUGUGGAAAGGGCUGUGACAGGGUGGAGUGGCUUUGACAAGUUGCGUGGGGGUUGUGACAGGGUGUUAGUGGGGUGACAGGGUGGCUGUGAGAGUGUGUGUGAGGACAGGGUGUGGGGGCUUUGACAGGAUUGGGGUGGCUGUGAGGGUGUGUGUGGGGGGUGUGACAGGGUGUAUGUGGGGUGUGGGGUGAUAGGGUAUGGUGGGGCUGUGAGAGGGUAGGGUGGCUGUGAGAGGGUGGGGGGGCUGUGACAUGGCGGAGAGCUGUGACAGGGUAGGGGGCUGUGACAGGGUAGGGUGGCUGUGACAGGGUAGGGUGGCUGUGACAGGGCAGGGGGGCUGAGAGUGGGUAGUGGAGGCUGAGAGAAGUUACGGGGCUGACAAAGGUGCAUCUCAUAUAGCACCGAAAUGCACGUCAGGCAUUUUUCCCUCCUGGGUUAUGGGCACUGGGCACUUUUUUGCUUAGCACGUUUUGUUUAAGUAUGUUGUUAUAAUCUUUUCCUAUCUAUUCUUUUGCUCCUAUGUCUGUCUAGCUAGGGAGAGAGGCUUUUAAUUUUUAAUUGCCAGCAUGUUUUUUUAGCUGGCUAUUGAUUUCUUACUGCCUACCCUCUACUUUAACUAAUAUUCUGACAGCAUCUAUCCUCUGAAUAUUUACUAGGAUAAAUUGUGACAUUUGCUCCAGAUAUUUAUCCAUCUUUUUUUAUAUCCCAUUAGUCAUUAUUAUUAUUUAUUUUUUAUAUCCCCAAGGAACAUUACAAGCUUGUAUACUCAGGAUUUGUACUCUACAAGUUAUAUGGGAUAUACCUUGUGAGGAGAAUUUUCUCAGUCUAUAACAUGAGAUAGAUAAUCAGGGGAUUGUUCUCCUUUACCCAGAGCCAAAUUUAAUAAAGGUCACUUAGAUUUAAUAAUUUUGAACGGUACCUGUACAUUAUGAUCUGGAUCUGUUAUAUACCUAUAUAGGAGCAUUUUUAUUAAGUAAUUAGUCAUCAUUUAUUAUUUGGUCACCAGAUCUUGCUAUAUUAUAUUUACCUGUCUAAAGGGAAUUUUGUACUUUUUGUGAUUUUUUUGUAUCCUUUUGUUAACUUUUCUUUUUUUGUCAAUUCUAUCAGGGUUCAGCCCCUAGAGACCCCUGGAGUCUCGGCUUGGUACUUAAGAUAGUUAGACACUCCCGGCGCUGUCCCUUUGGUAUAGCGACACUGGUGGUACCUACUAUCUUAUAUCUGCUUGUAUUUUAACAGUGACAGAAUAACAACAAAAAAAAAUAACAGAAAAAAAUGCAUGUCAAAAAAGUUAGGAAUUGAUUUGCAUGUCAAUGAGUGAAAUAAGUAUUUGACCCCUUCGACUUAGUACUUUGUGGCAAAACCCUUGUUGGCAAAUACAGAGGUCAGAUGUUUCUUGUAGUUGGCCACUAGGUUUGUACACAUCUCAGGAGGGAUUUUGUCCCACUCCUCUUUGCAGAUCCUCUUCAAGUCUUUAAAGUUUUGAGGCUGACGUUUGGCAAUUCGAACCUUCAGCUCCCUCCACAGAUUUUCUAUAAGAUUAAGGUCUGAAGACUGGUUUGGCCACUCCAAAACCUUAAUCAGCUUUUUCUUGAGCCACUCAUUUGUUGCCUUUGCUGUGUGUUUUGGGUCAUUGUCAUGCUGGAAUACCUAUCCUUGACCCAUUUAUAAUGCCAUGGCUGAGGGAAGGAGGUUCUCACCCAAGAUUUGAUGGUAUGUGGCCCCGUCCAUCGUCCCUUUGAUGUGGUGCAGUUGUCCUGUCUCCUUAGUAGAAGAACACCCCAUAAGCAUAAUGUUUCCACCUGCAUGUUUGAUAGUGGGGAUAGUGUUCUUGCGGUCAUAGGCAGCAUCCCUCCUUUUCCAAACACAGAGAGUUGAGUUGAUGCUAAAGAGCUCGAUUUUGGUCUCAUCUGACCACAACACUUUCACAGAGUUCUCCUUUGAGUCAAUCAAAUGUUCAUUGGCAAACUUCAGACAUGUCUGUACAUGUGCUUUCUUAAACAGGGUGACCUUGCGGGCGCUGCAGGAUUUCAGUCCUUCCUGGUGUAGUGUGUUACCAAUUGUUUUCUUGGCAACUGUGGUCCCAGCUGCCUUGAGAUCAUUAACAAGAUUCUCCUGUGUAGUUCUGAGCUGAUUCCUUAAUCGUUCUCAUGAUCAUUGAAACUCCAAGAGGUGAGAACUUGCAUGGAGCACUAGACCGAGGGAGACUGACAGUUAUUGUGUUUCUUCUAUUUGCGAAUAAUCACACCAACUGUUGUCAAGCUCCUUGGCGAUGGUCUCAUAGCCCAUUCCAGCCUUGUGUAGGUCUACAAUCUUGUCCCUGACAUCCUUGGACAGCUCUUUGGUCUUGGCCAUGGUGGAGAGUUUGGAAUCUGAUUGAUUGAUUGAUUGCUUCUGUGGACAGGUGUCUUUUAUACAGGUAACAGAGAAAUCAUACAAAAUGAAAGGGAUUCAAUAGUGUUAGGAAUGCAAAUGUGUAUUCCUAAUACUAUAGUGCCCUCUGAUCCUAAUUGCAAUUUGCAUGCUUACAUGCACUAUGGCCAGUCUUGCAUUUUUGCUAGCACUCAUUGCGUCAGAAACAACAAAUCUUGUUAAUAGUAAACAAAAGUUCUGUGCUGUUUUUUGUUUUUUUUGUUUUUUUAAUGAUUUAAGUUUCCUCUUCAUAUUUGUAGUUCCCUUCUUCUUUUUCCAUCUUAUUCCAUGACUUUUUCAUACAUCAAAUCCAAAAUACAUAGUAAACUUUCUGUGGCUAAAAGUGUUAAACCUUGGGUUUUUGCAGCCAUGCCAGAAAAUAAAGAUGAUAUAUUGCACAUCUUCCAGUCUGUUCAAUGCCAGUAAGUAUUGUGAAAUCAAUACUUAAGUUUUAAUGUAAUUACACAUUCUGUCUGAACUAAAACGAAUUCCUUCUUACAGUCUGUAACAUUAUCAUUGGAAAUACCACUUAAUUUGAGAAAUGCCAGAGAGUUCCUUAAGUUCCCGACCCAGGCAUGGAGUAUAUACUACUCAGUGGUGGCUGGUGAACAUUAAAGAUGGUGGGGCACUGAUUUAUUGGGCUCUACUCAAUUAACCCUGUGUAAUGAACCACGGACCCAAUCAUAUAUAAUUUCCUGUUCAAAACCAUAAGCCUAUAGAUACAUGUAUGUGGGAAAGAAAAAACACUUUAAAGAAGUCCAACUGCACCUACUGAUACUCAAUGACAGUCCUAAAAGACAGGACAAUACGCAGGUCAGUCUUUUAGAACAUCUAAAAAAUGAUUGCAACUAAAAAUGGUUACAACUAAUCAUUUAUUUACCUAGUGAUAUUGGGCUAUUUUAGCUCAUAGUUUGCAGCAAUUACUACAAACAUCUCCAGCCACUUUGACAAACUAUUAGAGUGUCUCUAUAGUCAAUAGCAAUUAUUAUCAUACCAUCUUAAUUUAUAUUCUGGAUGGGGGUCCUUUCUGUUUACAAACAGUACAUGGUGAAUUUUUGUUGGUGGGUUUAAGGGGUGCCCUUGAAGACACAAUAGGGCAAGUUAGCAUACAUCCAGUGUUGAUUUUGCCUGCCCAGUACCCAUCGACCUUCCCUGGUUAUAAGAGGAAAAUGACACCAUUUGUUACAAUCCCCCAAUAAAGAGGGGUUGUAACUUUUGUGGGUCCAGUUUUCUUCUCUUUUUUUCGCUCUAUUUUCUUUACAUUAAUCUAAAAAAUUAUGCCCCAUUCAAAGUCAAUGGAUGAUGUCAAAAAUCCUGGUGCAUUUUUUUUAAUGUCUUGAUAUGGUAAGCUGCUCAGCAACAUAUUCAGCCAUCAAAAAAGGGGGAGGUGGAAACUACAGAUAUCAUAACAGACAUGUCUCAGUCCUUACCACACCAAUGGAUUAAUUUCUUCUUUUUUUAACAUAAACUGAGGGGAGACCGCCCCACCUGCUCGGUGGACCAGUUUCCACUUAUCCUUUCAAUAUGUCUGUGAGGAUUUCACUUCAUUAAAUGUCAUUUACAAAUAUCCUGAUUUGUUGGCAGUUCAAAGCCAAUUCAAAGGGAAUUAAAUGUUUAAUUUAGCCUGUUUAGGAAAUACUUUUGUUUAUAACUUGGGCAAAAUGGUUUGCCUUCAGCACCAGGGUUGGAUGACUGGAUCUAUUGUGUGAUUGAUACUUAAACGCAGAUUUCAUGCACUGCUAAUGCCCUUGAUAUGGCAUUAGCAGUGCAUUACUUUUGCUGUAAUGAAUACCAAUGAAAGUAGCUCAUAUGUGGGACUUAUUUCACAAGAAGGUGACAUGAGCUAGGGAGUCUUCUUGUGGUCACAUUGCUCAAACUCCUCUCGGAUGCAGGCAUUGGUAAAGGAGAUGCUAGGCAUGUCUGUGCUAUUAUGGGUGGAGACAUGGGGGAAGCUGGUGGUCUCUACCUAAUCUCCAUAGUGUUGGAGAUAAUGACAUGACCAUUGAAGUGAUGGAUUGUUCAAAGAUUGAGAAAGAUUUUUUUUCUUUCGGCCUGCAUGUUCUUUCCCUGAUGUUGGAGAAGACAUAGUAGGUUGUGAGGCUGAAAGGGGUUAUUGCGUACUUGAGAAACAAUGUUGUAGCUCUUGGUGCAUGCACAUAGAUAGGCAUGAGCAUAUUACCUUAUGACCCAUCUGGCUUCUUGCAAAAGAUGUUUCUUGUUAUAAAUACAAUCAUGGGAAAAGGCAAACUGUGCAAAUCACAAAAGUGCGCAAUAGUUCAAAAUCCCUGAUUAGUCAGUAAUCUUUUCAAUAAAUCAAUCUAGAUUUCCAAAACACAAAGGGCCCCAUUGCAGCUCUAUAUGGAAAGUGUGCAAUGUUUUCUUCUGUGCACAUCAAAUUUGCCAAACCCCUUAAAGACAGAGACAAUUAUACUCUCUAAUAUCGGUGGGUCCUACACAGAUUUUUUUUUUAAAUGUUUUUAAUUCUUUAUUUUUUGUGCUUGUUUGUUUCAACAAGAACAUAUGUCAUGAGGUUACGGUAUUAUAAUGUUGACAAUUUCCAUACAAUAUAUUGCGGAUUUCAACAGGAGAAACAUGUUCAUGGAGGUAGUAAGCACCUUUUCUUGUUACAAACAGGUUUGGUAACAUACCCUGGGUGGCAUUAUAUCAUCAAAAUUUUAAAACUAUUGCAUGCUGUACCCGUGGGAUACUCCCGGUGUGUGACGUGAACUAUGCUCGCUUUGGUGAGCCAGGUUGGAAUCAAAGUGUGUGAGAGCAUUUAUAUAUGGAAAGGCAGGCUGGGGCAUGUGUGCAGGAUAGUUGCCUAUAUAUCUGGGUUGGUUAAAUAAUGUGCCGAUGCAGGCUGGAUUGCUGAGAGUUACAGCGCUAGUAAUCACGCAUCUUAGCUGAAACCCCUAACCAAGGAGGCAUGGGGGGGGGGGGCGUGUAUUGUAAUAGAUGCAACUUUCUGUCAGUGGUGACAGAGGUAUUGAACUUCUUGUAAGGAAGUCGAAGCUUCAUUAUACACUGUGGGGUGAUUGUAAUUCUAGCAUCUUUGCCGAGCCAAAGUAAGGAUAAGCACAACAUAAAAUACAUGAAAAAGGAACUGUGUUGUAAGCUUGUAGGUAAUAGCAGUGUUACAGGCAACCUAUUUGGGUGCCUUGGCCCCUGGAUGUUUUCAGGUGUCUAGGGCCUGUUAGCAUCACAGAGGGGUGCUGCCAUCCAGCUCCCAGUUUUCAUGGUGAUUUGUGGCUGCGGAGGAAGCUUGUGAAGGAGGCAGUCCUAUUGCGUGCAAGAAUGCUGAGACUCCAUUCAUUGUUGUGAGAUUGUGAGAAGUCCCGUUAUGGUGGAUAAGAAGGGAGCUAAUGUUUCACCAUCAGUAUGGCUUGUAUCACCAUGGUUGUCACUGGUCCAAAUGACUUGCGCCAGAGUAAGGUGGCUCUGAUGAGGUCUUGGAAGAAUAAUAGCUGGGACCCUUCAAAGGUCAGUGGUGUUUUGCCCUUCAAGGCUGACAUUAUCUGCAUUUUGUCAUGUACUGUCACACACUGCAGUAUGACAUCCCGUGGUGUAUUGGGUGAUAUGCAGACCGAGCUAGUCACUCAGUAGGUCUCGUCUAAGAUUAUUUUCACUGCAAUCAUCUGUGACAAAAUUGUGGUGAGUAGCACUGAAUGUAGUGGGGCAAUUAUUCAGUUGGAACGGUGGCGGGAUCACCGCGGAUUUUGAUGUUUGUUGCUUGUCUUCGAGGGACAUUAUUUGGGAGGCUAGCACUUGCUGCUCAGUUUGCAGUUGGAGGACUGAGGCAUUGAGUUUGGUUACAUGAUCGUGGACUUCGGCAAGGUCGUCCUCCGCGGUUUUGACACGGUCAGAAACAGGUUGCAUGUCCUUUUUGACAAGUGCCACAUCAGCUGCUAAUAGCUUCUGUAUGUCAGUCAAGAGUACCUUUAGGUCCCCUUUGGUGGUGGGGGCUGAGUCAUCAAGGGAUGCAGGAGGUAAGGCAUUUUGGCUUGAGGGGUUCUUGUGUUAUUAGUCACUCCACUUUCGUGGGGCACUCAAUGGGUCACUAUUUACAAUACAGACACUGGACAACCAGCUUCAAGCCAACUGGUGAAAACCAUACUAGAAACAAUGCAAUUAUUUCUAUAUGGGGAGUGAGCGGCUCUUUUUUGUAUAUCCUAAACAAUCUGUUAUUUUUGCAAUGAGGAAGGAGAAAAUUGGUGCCUGCCAUCCCCUUAAAUUUAUCUGCCUAGGUGCAGGCUUAGCUGGUAUAAUGGUAAAGACACAACCAGAUAUUUGCUGAUUUGUCAGAAAAGCAAAGAAAAAUAAUGACAGUCUCAAUCUGCCUUACUUUAAAACCAGGAAAUGUAAGAUUUUACUGUAUGUUAAUACCCAUAAUGUGCACAGGUGUUCUGAUCUACUGCUAAUAAGUGUGUCUAAAAUAAAAAGUGUUGUCCCACCAGUUCAUCACAACAAGUUAUUAUAUGAGAAUUGCUGUGUAAAUGGUGAAAUGACUCAUUUGUUUGUUUUAUUUUUUCUACAGGGUGCAGAAUACGAAAAGAAGGUUUUUGAAAGAGAAGUUACUAAUCUUUUUCACUUUGUAAAUGACAAUAAUCAACGAAAUCAGAUUGAUAAAUUAAUCAAACUUAUAAACAAAGUAAAUGCUACCGUAAGUAUUAAGUUCAUUUUGCAGGGCAUUCACAGUGAACAGAAUUGAAAUUUCAGCCAUUAUUUAAAUGUUGUUUAAAUGUAAAAUGACAUGUUAAGUACUUAUAAGAACAAGCAAGAUCAUUUUGUUAAUUGUUUUCAAAUAGUAAGCUUGGCAUCAGGAGAUGGGGCAGAAGUUAAAAGAAAGGUGUGGAUAGUAGUAAGGACGGAACAAAUGCUCCAUAUUAAACUCAGGAAUGUGUAAUUUGAACUAUUUUUCCAUUCCCCCAAAUAUUGACGCCCCAUUAAUGGGAUUUCAAUCACCAAGGCCAGCCAUCUAAGGAUGGACCACCAGGAAGUCCAGUUUCAACCCUUACUGCAUUGUCCUAAUGGUGGACUACGCAGGGAGUCCUGUUUCAACCCUUACUGCAUUGUCCUAAUGGUGGACUACGCAGGGAGUCCUGUUUCAACCCUUACUGCAUUGUCCUAAGGAUGGACCACACAGGGAGUCCUGUUUCAACCCUUACUGCAUUGUCCUAAGGAUGGAAAAGAAAAAACAGGGGAUAACCCCUAAAUUGUUAAUUUAACUUGAGAGGAAAAUACUAAAGAAAAAGGGAAAACAAAAUCUACCAACAAGUAUCUCUUAAUUGAGAAAGUAAUUACAAUUAGUGCCAAAGUAAAACUUAACUUUUAAUGUUGUUAAAUAAAAAGAGAAAUUGAUAAAUAGAAUAAAGCAAGGUGUUGAGUCCUUUUUGUAUCUAAUGAUAGAUACUAUUGUAGCAAGGCAACAGUGAAUCUAUGAAAAUUGUCAAUAAGCAAAUAGGCAUGCUAUUAUUUAGACAUUGUAACACAUAAGACAGAGUAAAGGCUGAGAAAAAGGAGGCGCAAAAUGGCUAGGUCCUAUAUCGGUAAGAAUCUAAUGUGCCUUCGUGGGCACCACUUAAAAAAAAGCCUGCUCUGAUACUAAAGCCACCCGCUACUAUUUCAAGUGAGGAAAUCAAGGUAACAAAAUGGUAACAAGGACUGAACAUCCACACACAGGAUGCCUAUACACAGAGUGAAAGUUCCGUUGUUGUGAGAUUGCGGUGGGGAAUAUUAACACCUAGGAUAUGACGAGUAGGCGUCCUGAGCCCCUACUCGGCAUAUAUGUACCAGGUGUAGGAAAAGGAAUAAAUAUAUAUAUAUAUAUAUAUAUAUAUAUAUACAUAUACACACACACACACACACACACACACAAGAGAGUAAUCCAGAUAGCACUCCCAGGACCGUCCUGAUGAAAGUCUGUGUAAAACAGACUGAAACGUUGAUUCAUUUUUUAUAAGCUAAUUAAAAGCUAAGUUUUAUUUUAUCUACAAGUCCUGACAAGCACCGGGCAAGUAUAUUUGUAUUAUAUAUAUAUAUAUAUAUAUAUAUAUAUAUAUAUAAAAUCAAACUGUACCUUGUACACAGGCUCCUAGUUUCUCCAAACCGGGUGCAUAACCAGGGCUUAAACAUCCAUAUAAUCAGGUUUAUUCAAAUUCCAUAAAAUAGAUCAACGUUUCAGUCCAGCCUGUUCAGUCCAGGAUCCUGAUCUGUUUUAUGGAAUUUGAAUAAAAGUUAUUUUUUAUCGGAAAUCUGUGAGUGCAGCCAUUCUACCUGAGAUAGAUAUAUAUAUAUAUAUAUAUAUAUAUAUAUAUAUAUAUAUACACACACACACACACAUCUAACAAAAGUGAGUACACCCCUCACAUUUUUGUAAAUAUUUUAUUAUAUCUUUUCAUGUGACAACACUGAAGAAAUGACACUCAAACGGAAGGUGGGGGAAGAACAAGGUUUCUAACAUCCACCUGCUCCGUGAUGUCAUCAUAGAGGAGUGGAAGAGGACUCCAGUAGCAACCUGUAAAGCUCUGGUGAACUCCAAGGCAGUGCUGGAAAAUAAUGGUGGCCACACAAAAUAUUGACACUUUGGGCCCAAUUUGGACAUUUCCAUUUAGGGGUGUACUCACUUUUGUUGCCAACGGUAUGGACAUUAUUGUGUUGAACUUUUGUGAGAUACUGUGUAAUGCCUGGUGCUGGUUGUGGCAAAAGUAGAUAUAGGUGCAGAAACAAUCGCACUCCUGGGACUUUGUUAAAGUAGUAUAAUUUAGCUUUUAUUCAUUCCAUAUAAAAUAUCAACGUUUCAGCUCCAACACAGAGCUUUCAUUAGGACAGAUAACAUGAAACAUAUGUGCAGACAAGAGAAUAUAUACCUCAGAUCCCUCCAAAAAACUGAACAAUCAAAUAAAAAAUGCAGGCUGAGGCUAACUCCCAGUCUACCCUUGUAUCUGCAUAAUUGGGGCUCAGAAGGGAGGGUGGAGUGGAGUGUUUGAGUUCCAAACUCUUGCCUAGAAACAUCCGGGAUGCAUGGUUCAAAAUUAUCUAGCCAUGGUUACGGACAAACCUUAAACUUUCAUCAUCCUUAGUCAGCGGUGUUGAUUCAGUAGAGCAGGGGUGUCAAACAUGCGGCCCCCCAGAUGUUGCUGAACUACAACUCCCAUGAUUCCCUGGCUAUCUGUUUCAUUGAAAGAAUCAUGGGAGUUGUAGUUCAGCAACAUCUGGGGGGCCGCAUGUUUGACAACCCUGCAGUAGAGUAAAACGCUUGUAAAUAAGUACGUUACUAAAUAAUUAAAAACAAAUACUUGUAGGGCAAGAUAGCCAGUCACAGGUCUAAUUAAUUAUUAGUAUAGUAAACAGGCAGUUAGAAUACUUAUAUCCAAUAGUUUAAGGCUUGGUGGGGGUAGCUAGAGAGUACCAUCAACAUAAUAGUAAUGUCAUAUACCAGCAAUAUUUAUGUGGCAUUAAAGUUUUAGUGCUUAUAAACAACAUACCAUCAACAUAGUAGGUAUCUCAGGGUAAUAAUAAUAAAAAAUGAAUAAAAUUAAGACUAAGAAUUAAAUAAAAAUAAGACUAGACACAUAAUGACCGUGUACUGUUAACAGAGUAGCUAUUUGAAAAAUAGUAACAUUAACAUGAUUCAAUUAAAUAUAUUAGGCAUAUAGAGCUGGACACAUAAUGACAGGGUAUAGUCAAAAAAGUAGCAAACACAUGUAGCAACAAUUAAUAACCUGGAUAUGUUGUGUCACAUUAAAGUUUAGCACACCAGCAAAUGCUAAGUAUAGACAUAGAGGAAUUAUCCUAAACAUACUGAUAAGGCACAUUUUUUAAUUGAAACCUUUAGGUAAGGCAGUGUUUAAAGUUUUAAUCCAAUAGACUUCCCUUUGAAGUAAAGGUUUCUUGCGAUCUUCUCCUCUGCGAGGGGGGGGGGAAGGGGGUGUGGUCUAUAGCCAUAAACUUUAAUGUGGGAAGGGGGUGUCCAAAUGACAAAACAUGUUUGGCCACAGGGAGGUCAACCUCAUUGUCCCUAUAGGCUGUGCUGAUAUUCGAACGAUGGUUUCUUAUGCAUUCUCUUAAGGGGAGGUCUGCCUUUCCUAUAUAGGACAGUCCACAGGGGCAUUGCAACUUGUAGAUUACAAAAUACGUAGGGCAAGUAAGUCUAUGCUUGAUAGGGUAUCUCUUUCCUGAAUGUAGGUGAGUGAAGUAUUUACCUGAUGACAUAUGACUACAUGUGACACAACCCAGACAGUGGUAGCAGCCCCAGUUAACAGAUGUCUGGUCCUUGGUGUAACAGUGCACUGGAUCUGUUUUGACCAGAAGAUCCUUCAGAUUCUUUCCUCUUUUAUGGCACAUCAUGGAGGGAUUGUGGAAAACCUCUGGUAGACUCGGGACACGUUCUGGGAUACGCCAGUUGGACCUUGCAUUUUGUAGACUGUUGGACACUGUGUUAUACGUGGUUGGAAAGACCAUGCGUGGAUUGUCCUUUGUGUUCCAUCGUGCUGGCUCUUGACUCUUAAUCAAUGCUUGUUGUAGGGUUGAUUAUUUGUAGCCCCUCUCUCUGAAUUUGUUCCACAUCUCCUUGAUCUGUUUUUGGGUAUUCACAGUAUCAGAAUUAUUACACACUACCCUCAUAAAUUGGGAUAGUGGUAGUGAUUCCUUGAAGGGUUUCGGAUGGAAACUGUCUGCUCUGAGUAUUGUGUUUCUGUUGGUUUGGUAUAGAGGGUAUGUGCCAGUUUGGACUGGUUCUAUUAGAUGUGGACAUCCAGGAAGUUGACUUAUGUGGGGCUUGCUGUCAAUGUGAGUUUGACCAGUAUGGGUGCUUCGUUAAUCGAAUUUACCAUUGAUGUAACUUUUACACUGUAUUCUUAUUAAAUAGGAAAUCCAGCCAUUUUGCCAAUGGUUCAAGGACACCCCCAAUGGCUGAGACUAUAGGCCUACCUGGAAGGUGGUUCAUACUCUUGUUGAUUUUACCUAGGGUAUAAAUGAUAGGUGUUCUCGGUGUUGGUUGGAUUAAAGCUUUUUGUAAUUAUUAAUAAUUUGUUAGACCUGCAACUCGCCAUCUUGUCUUUCGAGUAUUUGUUUUUAAUUAUUCACUGCUUAUUAACGUACAUAUUUACAAGCGUUUUUACACUACUUAAUCAAGUACCUGGGCAACACCGCAGGCUAAGGAUGAUGAGAGUUGAAGGUUUUUCUGCAACCAUGGCUAGGUAAAUUCGAACCAUGCAUGACGAAUGUUGCUAGGCAACAGGUUGGAACACAAACACUCCACUCCUCCCUCCCCUCUGAGCCCCAAUUAUGCAGAUACAAGGGUACAGGGAGUUAGCCUCGGCCAGUGGUGCUACACCCGCACACUGAUUCAGUAAGUACACGCCAGUGGUGCAUUGUUUAUUUGAUUGUUCAGUUUUUUGGAGGGAUCUGAGGUAUAUAUUCUCUUGCCUGCACAUUUGUUACAUGUUAUCUGUCCUGAUGAAAGCUCCAUGUUGGAGCUAAAAACGUUGAUAUUUUAUAUGGAAUGAAUAAAAACUACAUUUUACUACUUCAACAAAAGUCUCAGGAGUACGAUUGUAUAUAUAUAUAUAUAUAUAUAUAUAUAUAUAUAUAUAUAUAUAUAUAUAUUGUGACAAACUUACUUCCCUGUGUGUGUUUGUCCAGGAUCUUUUGGCAAGGAUACACCAAGCAGCAAAACCUUCUUUCUCCUCAAAAUUCUUUCCUUCUUUCCUUCUUUCCUUCUUUCCUUCUUUCCUUCUUUCCUUCUUUCCUUCUUUCCUUCUUUCCUUCUUUCCUUCUUUCCUUCUUUCCUUCUUUCCUUCUUUCCUUCUUUCCUUCUUUCCUUCUCCUCAAAACACUUCCCUCACUCCACCCUGCUUUAACUGCAGUUAUAUAGCUGCUCACAGCCCCUACAGGUGAGGCUAAUGACCUCAUUAGGCAGUGAGCCAGAACUCCUUAGAAAACCUGGGCUGGACUCAUGCACAGCCACUCUGACAGUGGGUGGAGAAUCGGCCCACCCUGCUCUUCCGAAUACUCCACCCCAGGGACCCAAAUAACAACAUAGAAAAAAACCUACAUUUAAUCUUUCCCUGGGGCUGCAUGUGCUUAACCACAUGUCAGGAUAGUGGCUGCGCAAAAGUCUGGGUGCCAGAUAUACACCUUUGACCACCAUCCCCAACACUCAGUCACAAUGUAUAUAUAUAUAUAUAUCACGGCUUAAAAUUUGAAGUCCUAUGCUAAAAGCAUUGUAUGAUCACCAGGGGUGAAUUUCUACUAGCCAGGAAUAUAUAUCUUUCAACAAAGAAUCAUGAGCAGUUAUGUUUUAUUUACACAAUAGGUUUGGUCAGUGUUUAACAGUCUGCAUACAUUACCUCAGGGUAAAAAAAUUAUUUAUUUGAAUGAUUAAUGCAAUCUUUCAUGAGUACCAUUGAGCUUCAUAAAUAAUAAAAUGUAUACUGUAAAACAUAUGUAAAAAUCAAUGAAAGCUAAAUAAAGCUACCACGAUAAAUUACUCUGGGCUAGAGAACAGCAUAACGUGUCAUUGCGCAGCAUUUUUACCUAUAUAUGUCAAUGAGAGAAUUUCUAUUCAGUUUCAGUUUAAGAUUUAUAAUAUGAUCUAUUCCAUUGAUUUUAUUUUGGUAACAAACUUUUGGUCAGAUUCUGAUAAACAUAACUCUGGUAACUGAAUAGCAGUUCUCUCAUUGACAUCUACUGGAAAGCUGCAUUCAAUUAUUGGAUAUACAUUUCUUUCUUAUAAUAAAAACCUUUGUGCUACAAAGGUCAAUCUUCCAGUCUCUGUGUUUGCAGAGGAGAAAGUAAAGAUACAGUCUCUCUGCACCAAAGCCUCUACAUCAGGGGUAGUCAACAUUUCAAUACCUAACGCCCACUUUUGUAUCUUUAUUAAUGGUAAAAUUUCCUUACCGCCCACCAGUGCUGCAGUAACUAAUUUUAUAGCACAACUGCAAUUUUUAAAAAGUUUAUUUUAGAAAUUAGUUUUUUUUUUUUAUGUACUUAAAUGUAUCUAUUUUUCCCCUUUUUUUCUAUGUGUGUCUGUGAGGUGCUGUGUGUGUGUGUGUGUGUAUGUGUGUGGUGCUAUGUGUAUGAGGAGGCAGUGUGUGCAUGCGUGUGUGUGUGUGUGUGUGUGUGUGUGUGUGAAAGGUGUUGUGUAUGUGUCAAGAUUGCUGUGUGUGUCAGGGGAGCUGUGUGUGUUCUCUUGGGUUUGUGUGUGAGAGAGGUGCAGUGUGUGUGUGAAGGGAGCAGUGAGUGUGAAGGGUGCAGUGUGUGAGAAUGGUGCAGUGUGAGUGGUGAUGUUACAGUGUCCCUUUAGGCACAUAAGUACUUUUUGUACAGUUGUUAGAAGUAUAAAUCAGUUUCCUUAUUUUUAUAACAAUUAGUGCUGGAUUCUAUUGAAAGAUUUAAGUAAAUCUCAGGUAACUGAUAAGUGAUUUUCUAGUAGAUGUCAGUAAGAGAAUUGCUAUAAAGUUACUAUAAUACGUAAAUCUCUUGAAUAAUAAUCGAGAGUUUAGUAUGAAUAACAGACUAAGUGACAAUAACAAUAUCAAUAAUUAUUGAGAUUUCUUUUUGCUUUUUGUCUUUCAGAAUACACAUACGACUAAUCAUGAUGUCACCUUUGAGAAGAUUUCUUGUUUUCUUGACAGACUCAAAGAUUUUUUGGAAAUCCUUUGUAAAACUAUAAAAUGCAUACUCUGAGCUAUAACUACUAUAGAACACUGUAGUGUUAAAUAUUGUUUUACCUCUUUCCUGGAGUCUACUGGCAGCCUCUUCCUACCUCUACUGCAGCCUCCAUGACAGCCUGAAGAUCUCUAUAUGAGCUUAGCUGACAGUGAAUGUCUUAAUUCAUUGGCUGAAAGUGAUCAGCUAACACUGUCAGUCAAUGAGCUGGCUCAAACCUAGUGCAUGACGUAGCUAGGCUGUCUGAGAGGAGGUGGGAGCAAUACCCAGCAGACCCCAGGUAAGAAGUCAAACCUUUCUAUAACUUUUUUACUACUUAUUAGGGGGCAUGAGGGCACUCCUGGUAACAUAAACAAAACAGUGGGCUUGUUAAGGGAAAAAUAACAUGGACAAUUGUCUUCAAGAUUACCACCUGCUUAGCUGCUAACCUCCAGAAACCUGUAAUAUUGAAUCAUGCUUUUAGUCAUAUACACAUACAUUAGUAAAUAACUAUUAGAAUAAAUAGUAUUACAUCAUAAUAACUAACAGACUAAUCUAUAACUAUAUAAUAAGGUGUGCGGGGAAGUAUAUACGAUUUAAGUGAAUAACAAACUGAAGAUGUUUAAAACGAAUGACUUCAAAUGAGACAGCAUACAAACGAUUAAAGGACCACUAUAGUGCCAGGAAAACAUACUAGUUUUCCUGGCACUAUAGUGCCCUGAGGGUGCCCCCACCCUCAGGGUCCCCCUCCCGCCCGGCUCUGGAAGGGGAAAGGGG